Molecule: messenger RNA, 414 nt
Organism: Bipolaris victoriae FI3
Lineage: Eukaryota; Fungi; Ascomycota; Dothideomycetes; Pleosporales; Pleosporaceae
Exons: 1
Coding region: 1-414 (137 amino acids)
Source: RefSeq, a predicted model, not a curated record
AUGGCUAAAAGGACAUGUUCAUGUGAGCAGGACCUAGACCCAACAAUACUUGCCACUCGCAGCCAUGCCACACAGCUAUCGGGCCUCGGAGACGACCAUGCGAAUGUGCUUCUAGCCCUUUUGCUCAUCUUGAAUUCCGUGGAGCAAUACGACCUGACCCAUCCAUCUCCUAGUGUCGUGAACGAGGCAAGGACAUUUAAAAUUGUGCCGGUGCACUUCCGAGUCAGCGGUACCGCGUUGGAAAUUGCGGCAGAAGAAAAGGAAAAUCCCAGGGAAUGCUCCGCUUGCGCCAGAAAUGAAUUUAAUAUAGUUGAUGCAGAUGCAACGUGGGUGGGUGAUGGAGAAACGGGGGCCCACGGGGAAAAAAAGUAUGUCGACGGACCCUUGCGCGCCCCACGCGUUUCUCCUUCCUGA